AUGAAGUGUUUGCCAUUGCUGGUAUUCACGUUCGUCAUCACGUUCACAAAUGCCUAUAAUGCUUGUGUGGCUUGCAUCGACCCGAAAUUUUACGAGUUCGAGGAUCUUCUGCGCAACACUUCAUCAAGAAGGCAAUAUUUACUUCCAAAUCGAGUUGCACGCUAUUAUAACUGCGGAUUUCGGGUCUUUAUUUCUAGUCCUGGAACUCAUCAUGACCUCAAUUAUGUGUGGGGUGAUCUCAAAUUUACUGAUGUGAUAUCGGACUAUCUCUUUCUAAAUUUCACCUAUACCAACAGCAGCACCACCGACGAUUUUCUUCCAAAAGGAGAAAUGUUGGACAAUGUUCCACUAGCCUAUCGUCCACUUCGCGCGGUCGUAUUUCUAGGAAUUCUACUAUCAACGGUGGCGACCAUACUCGCUCUUUGUCACAUUUGUUCAAAAAAGGCCCGAAUCAGAGCUAUUCCUCCACCAACUCCUCGUCACGUUUACGUCAGGACAAGCCGCAAUAUUCGGAUCGUCUGA
Molecule: messenger RNA, 522 nt
Organism: Caenorhabditis bovis
Lineage: Eukaryota; Metazoa; Nematoda; Chromadorea; Rhabditida; Rhabditidae
Source: the annotation of a GenBank genome assembly